AUGAGUGAAUAGUAAGAAGAUUAAAAUUUAACUAAAUUAGUUUAAGAUAUUUAGUAAAACCUAGAAGAAGCACAAUAAAAAUAGGAUAGAGCUGAAGAAGAAAUAAAGGCCUAUAAUGAAGAGAAUUAUGAUUCAUAUUAGGCCCAAUUAGAUUCCUAAACCAAAAUAGAGACAUGCGAAAUAGAUCUAUAAAAUGAUAAAGAAAAAUACUAAAUUCUACUUAGAAACAUCGAGUCGGCAAAAGCUACUUAAAAUGAUCUUGAGAAAGAUAUCAAAUCAGGUGAGGUAGAACUCUCUUAAGCAAAAGACUAAGAAAAAGAAUUAGAUACUAAAAUUAAAGAAGAAGACAAGCAAAUUCAAAAAACUGAAACUGAGAUAGGUAAAUAUGAAAACGAAAUGAGCUAAUGCUAAUAGCAAUUAUAAGAUAAGCAAAUAGAAAUAGAUAGUUUAAAAGUUAAGAAAAAUGAUAAGGAAAAUAUUAUUAACAGGAUUAAGGGAGAUAAUUCUAAAGAAUAAUAAUCUUAGGUAUUACAAAAAUAAGAAGAGAUGCUAAAUUUAUAGGAGGAAUUAGAGAUGCAAGAAAAGCAUCAGUAAAAUAUUAGAAAUAGGUCAGAAGCUGCCUCAAAAAAGAAAGCUUCUUUAUCAGAAACACUAAAUAAACUAAAAUUAUCCAAUAAAACUAAUAAAUAGGAAUUAGAUUAAACCAAAAAAGAUAUUAAAAAAAAAGAAGAGAGUCUCACUAAUUAUAAAGGAUAACUAGCAGAUGUUAAAAAUGAAUUAAAUACAUUCUAAAAAAAUUAAGAAACUAUGAUUGAAAAUAUAUCAACACUUGGGAAACAAAAAGUAGAAGAAUAUAAAAACUACUUAGCAGCUGCUAAAAAAAUUGAAUAAAACGAACGUAAAAUUGAGUAAAACCUUAAUGAGUUAAGAUUUUAAAGGUAAGCCAUCUUAGAUUAUCGUAUGAAAAUCAUUGAAAUCUAACAAAAAAUUUCUCAAUAAUCUCUCAAUACGAAAGUCCAAUAAAAAGCUAUCAAAAAUUGA
Messenger RNA from Tetrahymena thermophila SB210, 1041 nucleotides. RefSeq lists its product as hypothetical. The record is from RefSeq and is a predicted model, not a curated record. The transcript has a single exon. Lineage: Eukaryota; Ciliophora; Oligohymenophorea; Hymenostomatida; Tetrahymenidae.